UUCACUUUCUACGUGUGGUCUAAUGCUGGUGUUAUAAUGGACUCUCUACGUGUGGUCUAAUGCUGGUGUUAUAAUGGACUCUCUACGUGUGGUCUAAUGCUGGUGUUAUAAUGGACUCUCUACGUGUGGUCUAAUGCUGGUGUUAUAAUGGACUCUCUACGUGUGGUCUAAUGCUGGUGUUAUAAUGGACUCUCUACGUGUGGUCUAAUGCUGGUGUUAUAAUGGACUCUCUACGUGUGGUCUAAUGCUGGUGUUAUAAUGGACUCUCUACGUGUGGUCUAAUGCUGGUGUUAUAAUGGACUCUCUACGUGUGGUCUAAUGCUGGUGUUAUAAUGGACUUUCUACGUGUGGUCUAAUGCUGGUGUUAUAAUGGACUUUCUGUGGUCCAUGGACACAUGUGAUGUGAAGAUGUACUACAUCAUCAUAGAGAAACCUGGGUUACCCACGUUGCUCAUCAAUGCUGGCCACAUCUGUUACAUCCAGGAGAGCAUGUACAUGUCAAGGCUUAGCAGAUCUGAAUGUCUGCAGGAAUUGCCUGUCUUCUGUAUGGGCUCCAGUUAUGACAGGUUCCUGAAGGUAAACCACCUAAAAUCAGUGACUGCUAAGGAGGCAGAGCUGCUGCAAGCCCUAGGAGACGACUCCGAGAGACUGAAGUGGUAUUUAGAGAGGGAUGCUUUGGCUACAGCCCUGGGUUUAACUAAGGAUACACCUGUCACUGUGGAGUUGGAUGGGAAGUGGCUGCAGGGAAUUGUACGGUACGUCGGAAGGUUGACAGAGCCAAAGUCCACAGACCCCAUCGUAGGAACCUUCUUUGGCAUCGAACUACAGGGAGAAGACAAAGGAAAGGGACCAUCAGAUGGGACAUAUCUGUCAAAAACCCUAUUCCCCUGCAAGAAAGACUGUGGGAUUUUUGCUCCAUUUUCCAGAGUGAAACCCAUGUUUUCCAAACCCAAAUUGGUGUCCAAGUGUCUGACCUUUCCAGCAGCCCAGCUGGCCGCGCAACCGUCGUCCCAACAGGCCCACCAUCAGCCCCUCUCCACCGGAGACAGAGUCACCUUCUUCAUGGACGAGGACAUCCUCCAUGGGAUGGUGAUGGAUCUGGAGGAGAAGGACGGCAGGACCUUAGUCAUCAUCUCUACUGACCGGGAUGAGAAGAUCACCCUACCGCUGGACAGCGUCAUCAAAGGGGAACUGCUUCAACAGGAGCCUGAGCCUAUGGAGACUGAUAAGGCCGUUAUGUCUAUGGAGGAGGUUCACCCCUUGGGGCUUGGUGUUGACUCUCUAGUGGAGGUGACUCUGGCUAUAGGACCUGGCUAUGGAACCAUCCGCUGGAUAGGCACUUUGCCUGGGCAGAAAGGAACCUACGCUGGACUGGAGCUGGAGGAUGGGUACACUGGGGUUAGUAAUGGUACCUUUAAAGACCAUCGGUUCUUCAGAUGUCUUCCUAGACAAGGUCUCUUCGUCAAGCUUCUAUCCUGCCGGCCUGACUCCCGCUUCCAGGGGGCAUCAGCCAAUGUCCUUCAAGAGAGACAGGCGUUGCGCAGCCCUGGGGCGCUCCCCUCCUCCCCCAUCGCCUCUGACCAGGUCGAGAGGAUGCUGAUUGGUCGAAUGAAGGGGAUCCAGGGCCAUAUAAACUCUUGCUACAUGGACUCGGCCCUCUUCAGUCUGUUCUCCUGUUCCUCAGUAUUGGACUCCCUGCUGUUUAAGUCAACAGAGCCUAGGGAUGCCCCCAUCCAGAGUACCCUGCUACAUGACAUCGUCAACCCGCUCCGCAGUGAAGGUUUUGUGGAAGGGAGACACAUUAUGAAGCUUCGUCAGCAGCUGCAGGAGCUUGGAUACUGCCACACAUUCACCACAGAGGAGAAAGAUCCAGAAGAGUUUCUUACCCUCAUUAUGCACCAUAUUUUCUGUCUGGAUCCUCUCCUCAAACUGUCAGCAGGGGGAAAGGUCCAGGACAGUUACUGUUAUCAAAUCUUCCUGGAUAACAACCACAGCCUGGUUCUGCCUACUGUCCAACACCUGCUGGAACACUCCUUCCACAGCGCAGGACUCAAACUGGCAGAGGUGCCGUCUUGUCUGAUCCUCCAGAUGCCUCGCUUUGGGAAGAAGUUCAAGAUGUUUCAGAAGAUUAUCCCUUCACUGGAGCUGGACAUUACUGACCUCCUCUCUGAAGGUCCCCAGCAGUGUGUGUUGUGUGGUCAGCUGGCAUAUGAGGAGUGUGUGGACUGCUUCAGAGACCCAGUCUUCAGCAGGACAGGAUUUAAAGUGUUCUGCAGGACCUGCUCCUCUCAGGUGCACUCUCACCCCGAGCGGCUGUCCCACAGCCCCUCCCCCCUGCAGCUCCCUGAGGGUUACCCUGCCCCCACUACCCUCCGACCCCCGCCCCCUGCCCCACCCAGAGAGAGACUGGAGCUGUUUGCAGUGCUGUGCAUAGAGACCAGUCACUAUGUCUCCUUCAUCAAACAUGGACCAAACAGCACAGACUGGAUCUUCUUUGACAGCAUGGCUGACAGACAUGGAGAGAGGGAUGGCUUCAACAUUCCCCAGGUGGAGGCAUGUCCAGAGGUUGGCAUGUACCUGGUCAUGUCACCCGCCGAGCUGGCCAACCAGGUGCCUAGGGACAUGAAGGGUGUGGCUAAGCGUCUGUUCUGUGAUGCCUACAUGUACCUGUACCAGAGUACCAGCAUCAGCCUCUACCGCUGACAGAAGGCGGGACCACAUGGCAUCGGGCAGAAAAGGGAGUGCCUCAAAGCUGAAUAAAUCAACAGUGAUAACAUCUUCUCACCACUUCAUAUUCCUAAUGUGAUCAGAGGGAGAUGAGAGAGGGUCAGAGAGAGAGAUAGAAUCACUUAGAGGUAGGGACAGAGGCUGGGGGGCGGGGGCAUUGCUUUUGGAAGGAUGUUGGAGCACUUUUCUUUAGGAAGUGGGUUAACUAAGGAGAUCAUUUGAUCUGAUAAGCAUUAACACAGGAGCAGCAUACUAUUUAGCCUCAAUCUAUAUGAAAUAAUAAACAUGUUUGUUAUA
This is a messenger RNA of Oncorhynchus kisutch (coho salmon), 3024 nucleotides long. RefSeq names its product cylindromatosis (turban tumor syndrome), like (gene cyldl). The coding region runs from base 370 to 2703 and encodes 777 amino acids. The record is from RefSeq and is a predicted model, not a curated record. Gene Ontology annotation, molecular function: cysteine-type deubiquitinase activity. Lineage: Eukaryota; Metazoa; Chordata; Actinopteri; Salmoniformes; Salmonidae. Gene Ontology annotation, biological process: protein deubiquitination. The transcript has 16 exons.